Ctenocephalides felis (cat flea) is the source of this 1833-nucleotide messenger RNA. RefSeq lists its product as uncharacterized. Bases 1 to 1833 code for a protein of 610 amino acids. Lineage: Eukaryota; Metazoa; Arthropoda; Insecta; Siphonaptera; Pulicidae. The record is from RefSeq and is a predicted model, not a curated record. Gene Ontology annotation, molecular function: zinc ion binding. The transcript is spliced from 4 exons.
AUGGCCGAUCAAAUCAAUGUAGAUCAACAAGCCAGCUCGUGUCCCUCUCGCAUUGUAGCAACAGUUAACAAUGAUGGUCAUGUGGUUGUUGACUAUUGGAAGACGCAUUUGGGACACCAAAAGCUUGCUAAAUAUAUUCGGAUGGAUAAAAAAUUACGGAGACAUAUCAAAGAUACAUUAACAGAUGCAAGUGAGUUGAACAUAUUUAACGCAAGACUUAACUUUGCCAAGUCUGAUUUAACUGAAAUUGCCAAGAGAGACGAUGUAAUCAUUGGUAAUAUACAUGAGGCAUCAUAUAGUAAUAAAUUACCACUGAGGGCUUCUUUAGUCUCCAGCAAAGAUUUGUGGAACCUAAAAAAAAAAUAUUUAAAACCGUAUCGGACGUACAGACACCCAAUUGAUUCUAUCAGUGUGAACCUUUGGGUAGAGGAGAACAGACGAAAGAAGAAAUUCACAAUAUUGUUUCAUAAAAAUAUCGAUACUGUUCAUUAUGGGCUUAGAGAGGAUGAUUACAUAUUAAUAAUAAUGACUAAAAAGCAGGCGGAAAUGUUACAGGAAUUUGGCUCAGACAGAAUUUGCGUUGAUGCCACCCACGGAACAAAUUGCUACAAUUACCAGUUACAUACGUUAAUGGUAAUUGAUGAAUUUGGAAGUGGGGUUCCUGUAGCUUUCUUUUUUGCAAAUAGACAAGACGAAGUAACGUGUAGAAUAUUUUUUGAAGAAAUAUCUAAGGCAGUCGGUAAAAUAAAUACAAAAUCAUUCAUGACAGAUGACUGCCCAGCAUAUUUCAAUGCUUGGUCAUCUGUCAUGGGUGCUCCACAACAUAAGCUAUUAUGCUCUUGGCACGUGUCAAGGAGUUGGAAGAGGGCAGCAGCUGCAAAGAUUGUUAAUAAAGAAAAGGGAGAUUUAAUUUAUGAGAAAUUGCUAACUUUAAAAAUGAUUUUAGAUGAGAGGGAAUUUAGGAGUAGUUUAAAUAAUUUUUUGGGUGAACUUGAGGGAGAUGAUGAUACAAAAUCAUUUGUAACAUAUUUUAGGAAAGCUUACUGCUACCGUGAAACUACAUGGGCAUAUUGCUUUAGGAUAGGAUUAGGGAUAAACACUAACAUGUUUUUAGAAAGCCAUCAUAAUCAAAUGAAGAAACGAGUUAUGAGAAGAAAGUGCAGUAAAAGAAUGGAUAAGGCGAUUGACAUAGUAUUAAAGACUGAAAUGGAAGCUUUUAUUUUCAGAAAUAAAAGAAUAAAUGGAGUUUGUAUAUCAACAAGACAGAGGGAGUCAAUAAAAAGGCAUAAGAGAAGCGAAGAUAUAAAUCAAGUACAAAUUAUUUCAGAUAAAAAGUGGAGUGUAUCAUCAUAUGUGGUUACACAAGCUAAGCAAACAUGUAACAGUAUUUGUAUGAGAUGCGAAACGUGCAAGAUUUGCUUUCAUACAUAUUCUUGCACUUGUGUAGACUAUUUAAUUAGGUCAAUUAUUUGUCAGCACAUCCACGCAUGUGUAACAUUUUUUCCGUCUGACACUGGCUUUAAGCGUGAUUUGUUAGAAAGAGACAUGGUGCAGAAAUAUGAACUUUUGAGAUGUUCAGAUGAUUCAAGUACUAAUAUAUUAAUUAAUAAUAGCACUGCAGAUAUUAAAGAAACCAAAGCCACAGCAGAAAAUUUAUUUUUCCAGAUUCAUAAUGUAAUGUUUAAUAUAGGAUAUGAUGAGAGUUUAGCUGGAACAUUGGAGAAAAAUUUUGAACAUGUUCUUCAGCUAAUAGCUCCAAAAGAAAAUAGUACAGUAAAUAUAAAUAUAAAAAUGGAUUGCCAAAGAAGGAAAAAAAAGACUGGAAUGUGGUAA